UCGCGACAGCCACGUCGUUGUCGGCGCGGCGCCGGCCAAUAUAGCGCGCGACACCGCCCGCCCGCCGCCCCCGCUGGCGCCCGCGAGCCCAGUCCCGUCCGCGCCGCCGAGCCGCGCGCUAGUGCUGCACGAACAUCCUGUUCGCACUGCAAGUCUCUGACCACUGAAACCGACCGUUUAUGACAUUCGACAACCCCGCCCUGUGUCAGUGCAUUUUCCCGAGACGCAUUUCGUUUCGAACACGAGAGAGCGGUGCUCCAAACCGAACCGUGUUGGGAUUAGUGGCUCCGUUUAUUUAUGUUGUCGUUUUGGUGUGGUGAAUAUUGUGUUAUACGGACGAAAUCCGUAUUAUCUGUGCUAUAGUUUGUGGAUAAUUUUAACAAUCGGUGGCAUAUUCACGAAGAGUUAGUAGUGCGCGGUUCCGGAUGGUCCGGCGCGCGAUGCGCUGCUAGUCACGAUGGUGGGCGUGGGCGUCGCGGAGGGCGGCGGCGGGCCCGGUCCCGCGGAGCCCUACUACGGCGAGUACGGCUAUCCGGAGCCGUACUACGUGCCCGAGAUGUGCCCGCACCCGCAGCAUCCGCAGCAUGCGCAUAUGUGCACCGUGCACGCCGACUACGGUGGGAUGCCGGUGGUGACGUCGGCGACGAUGAUGCCGCCCAUGCUACCGCCGGUGCUGGACGAGAACAUGCGCCACUACCUGGUCCACCAGCACCAGCACCCACACCAGCACCCGCACCACCAGCCUCACCACCAGCCGCACCACCAGCCACACCAUCAGCCGCCGCCGCAUUACGGUCCAGCAAAUGGUGCAGGUGGUCCCCAGCAUUUCUACGGGCCUGGCUACCCCACUCACUUCCACCAUGUCCCACCGCACCACAUGCAGCACUCCCCACCUCCGCCUGUCUACCAGAAAGAUGAACGAACACAGAGAAUGCACUCCAAGCUCAAACAAAAACUGGAGCGCAAACAGACCAAUAGAAAUAAUGGAAUAGUUCCAGAAGCUCUCUCCGGCGGCAGCACGCCGUCGCUGUCCCCGCGCAAGGAGCUGAACGGGCGCUCCGGCGGCGGGGGGAGUGGGGGCAGCGGCGGCGCGUCCUCGGGCGCCUGGUCCGAGGGCGAGGGCUCGUCGGCCGGCGCCUCCGUGCAGGGCGACGACGACAACGACACGCAGGCGCUGCUCGACCUGCUGUCGGCCACGCGUACGCCGCAGGUUAGCGACAUGACCCCAACGAGCGCGCUAGUGCAAUGGAACUCGCCGCUCCCGGAGGGCGUGACGCUGCCCAACGUGGAGCUCACCUACGACCUGCUGCUGGGCGACCGCGGCCGCUACAAGGCCAUCUACAGCGGGCCCUCCCUCUCGUGCCGCGUGCGCGAUCUGCGGCCGGGUUGCGAGUACUCAGUGUGCCUGCAAAUCCGCGCGGGGCAGGCCACGGGCGGCGCCAGCGACGCCGUAACGUUCCGCGCGCCCGCCGCGCCGCCCGAGCGCCCGCCCGCGCCGCGCGCCACCCAGCGCGCCAGGACGUCGCUGCUGCUGCGGUGGCAGCAGGCGCAGGACAACGGCGCACAGCUGAAGCAUUACAUCCUGGAGAUGGACGACGGGCAGGGCUGGCGCGAGGUGUCGCGGCCACGCACGCGGCAGCACACGGCCGGCAACCUGCGGCCGCAGACGCGCUACGCCUUCCGCGUCGCCGCCGUCAACGAGUGUGGCCGCGGCGACUACAGCGACGAGUGCGUUGCCUGGACCGCCGGCGCGCCGCCGCCCGCGCCCGCGCCGCCUGCGCUCGCCACCGCCGCCGCGCAGGCGCUCGCGCUCGCCUGGGAGCCCCGCAAGGGCGACGAGAUCUUCACCCUCCAGGUCGACGACCCCGCGCAGGGCUACGGCUUCCGACCCGCCUACCACGGCGAGAACAACGAGCACACGUGCACCGAACUACGUCGCGCGACCGAGUACCGCUUCCGGCUGUGCGCACAGACCGACGACGGCCAGGGGCCCUGGUCGCCCGAGGUCGCGUACCGCACGCUCGCCGAGCGGCCCGCGGCGCCGAGCAGGCCGCAGCCGCGUGGGAAAGUCCUGCCGCGCACUUUCCGUCUGCGCUGGGAGCCCCCGACCGACGACGGCGGCGCGCCCGUCACCUCCUACACGCUCGAGCUGGACGGCGGCGACGGCUACCGGCGCGCCUACUCGGGCCCCGAGCGCGAGGCGCACUGCGACCGCCUGCAGCCCGGCACGCCGUACCGCGCGCGCGUAUGCUGCACCAACGAGGCCGGCGAGAGCGAGUGGUCCGCCGCCGAGACUGUCACCACCGAGGCCACGGCGCCCGCCGCGCCCGCCGCGCUCGAGGCGGCCACGCCCGCGCGCGCCACGGCGCUGGCCGUGCGGUGGCGCGCGCCCGACUGCACCGGCGGCGCGCCGCUCAUCGAGUACCGCGCCGAGCUCGCCGCGCCCGAGGGCGUGCGCCGAGCCUACUGCGGCGCCAAGCCGGAGUGCGACGUGCGCGACCUGGCGCCCGGCUGCGCCUACAGGCUCACCGUCACCGCCGUCAACCGCGUGGGUGCGGGCCCACCGUCCGCGCCUCUCGACUUCACCACCGCGGCGGCGCCGCCCGACGCGCCGGAUAUGCCGACGGCCGAAAUCCUUUCGGCGCGUUCCGCCCGCCUCGAAUGGACCGCGCCGCGCGACAACGGCGCCCCCGUGCUCGAUUACCGAUUAGAAAUGAGCGCCGCGAGCGCCGACGAGGCGGCGUACGCGGAGGUGUACCGCGGCCCCGACACGAGCUGCGUGGUGGACUCGCUGGUGCCGUUCUCGCCGUACCUAUUCCGCGUGUGCGCGACCAACGCGGCCGGGCGGGGCGCGUGGUCGGCGCCGCGGGACGCGCUGACGCCGCGCGCGGCGCCCGGGCCGCCCGGCACGCCGCGCCACGAGGCCGGCGCCGACAGCCUGCGGCUCCACUGGCGGCCGCCCGCCGACCACGGCGCGCCCGUGCUGCGGUACCGCGUGCAGGUGGACGACGACGCGUUCGAGACCGACGGGCCGGCGGCCGAGCGGCUGGUGGAAGGUCUCACCCCCGACACUGUCUACCGCGUGCGCGUCGCCGCGCUCAACGAACUCGGGCUGGGCGAGUGGAGCGAGGAGGCUCGCGCCGGCACGCGACCGCCGCCGCCUCAACCGCCCGCGCUGCGUUUGGCCCAAGCCGCACACAACUACCUGCGGCUCGAGUGGGCGCCGAGCGGCGGCGAGGGCGCGCACUACUGCGUGGAGAUGCGCGCGGCGGACGCCCGAGAGUUCCGCCCGGUGUACCGCGGCUCGGCGCGCAGCUGCAAAGUGAAGAAGCUGAAAGAAGCGAGCGAGUACUGGUUCAGGAUCCGCUGUUCGGACGAGCGCGGCGGGCGCGGCGGUUGGGGCUCGGCGAUGUCGGCGCGCACGCCGGCCGCGCCGCCGCCGGCGCCGCGCGCGCCCGCGCUGUCGCUGCCCGCGCCGCGCCAGGCGCUGGCCGUGUGGGACGCGCUCGACGACGCCGUGCCUACCACCUACGUGCUGCAGUGUGCGAGGGGAAAAGAUGCCAUAUUCAAACAGGUGUACUCGGGCUGCGAGCCGCAAUUCCAGCUGGAGGCGCUGGAGUACGGCGGCGAGUACUCGGUGCGCGUGUGCUGCGUGCGCGGCGGGCUGGCCAGCGCGUGGUCGCCGGCGGCGCGCCUGGCCGUGCCCGCGCCGCCGCCGCCGCCGCGCCCGCGCCGCGCCCGCGCCACGCGCGCCUUCUCCUCCCGCCAGGUGGCGUGGCUGAUGGCGGGCGCGUUCCUGCUGCUGGGCGUGCUGGUGGCGGUGCUGGUGCAGCAGCUGGUGGAGCCGCGGCCGUGACGCGCGCUGGCGGCGGCGCCGACCCGCGCGCUCGCCACCAUCUAACGUGCGGUGUGGCCGUACCCGCCCCACCGCACCACGACCACUGUGCAAUUAUUCGCCAAUACUUUAUCGAGACGAGACGUUGUAGUU
Molecule: messenger RNA, 3988 nt
Organism: Cydia pomonella (codling moth)
Lineage: Eukaryota; Metazoa; Arthropoda; Insecta; Lepidoptera; Tortricidae
Gene: mtgo
Product: fibronectin type-III domain-containing protein 3a
Exons: 10
Coding region: 458-3856 (1132 amino acids)
Molecular function (GO): protein binding
Source: RefSeq, a predicted model, not a curated record